AUGUCGAACGCGUUUGAAACUGAGCAAACCUCUUUCUUCGGUUUUACGCACGAGGUGAGGAUCAGUUCCAGUACAAUGGAGCUGAUAGAGGAACUGGAGAAAUCCGUUUGGCAGCAUUCGAAGGGCGACCGGCAGGUUCGGAGGUACUUCGACAAUUACGAUACACCUUUCGUCGGUGAGGGUAGGCGAAAAACGAACUUUAAUAGCUAUUAA
Messenger RNA from Leptosia nina, 213 nucleotides. The record is from the annotation of a GenBank genome assembly. NCBI's taxonomy places the organism in Eukaryota, Metazoa, Arthropoda, Insecta, Lepidoptera, Pieridae.